Molecule: messenger RNA, 3345 nt
Organism: Candidozyma pseudohaemuli
Lineage: Eukaryota; Fungi; Ascomycota; Pichiomycetes; Serinales; Metschnikowiaceae
Exons: 2
Coding region: 1-3345 (1114 amino acids)
Biological process (GO): positive regulation of transcription by RNA polymerase II; DNA-templated transcription
Molecular function (GO): sequence-specific DNA binding; zinc ion binding; DNA-binding transcription factor activity, RNA polymerase II-specific
Source: RefSeq, a predicted model, not a curated record
AUGUCCGAACAAAAGAAAGGCCCCAGUAUUGUGGUAUCGCCUCAAAGAAGCAACUUCAGUGAAUUCGAUACUGGAGAACACGAUGUUUUUGUGGUCAAGGAGGAGGGACCUGAUUUUCGGGGUGUUUCGUGCUUUGGAGCUGCGGUUCUUAUUGCAAAAUCCCAGUUCGGUCUUGGUGUUCUUGGACUUCCACAAACGUUUCAUUCCCUAGGAUUUGUCCCUGGUUUGAUAUGUCUAAUUACACUUUGCACAAUAAGCACAUGGACCGGCUACAUAGUGGGAAAGUUCAGGCUUCGUCACCCCCAUAUCUACAGUAUAGGCGAUGCAGCAGAAAUGAUGUUUGGAUCUGUGGGUCGAGAGUUCAUGGGAGGAGCAUUUUGGUUAUUCUAUGCCUUGUGCUAUGGAGCCUCCGUUUUGACCCUCUCAAUUGCAUUCAACACGCUAAGUGGCCAUGCUAUUUGCACCACCGGGUGGGUUGGUAUAGGUGCCAUUAUCAGUCUAAUUUUGGGUACAGCUACGAGAACGAUGAAGGUUAUGUCCUGGUGUGGAUACAUUGCGAUCUUGUCUGUUUUCAUCAGUGCAUGGACUGUUGCAAUAGCUUGCCUUGUUCAAAAAACACCAGCAGCUGCUCCUACAGAUCAACCGUUGAACAAGGAGGUUGCAGCUGUAGCAGUCAAUGUUCCAUUUUCUUCAAUAGCUAGCGCUGUGGCUACACAGCUUCUAGGGCUUUGUGGAACGGCAUCGUUUUUUACAAUUCACACUGAAAUGAGAGACCAAACCCAGUAUGUCAAAUCUCUUCUCAUGGGCCAGGGCUUCGUUGUUACCAAUUAUGUCGUUCUUGCGUGUAUUAUCUACGGCAGAGUUGGAAAGUAUGUCACAUCUCCAGCACUUGGAUCUGCUGGACCGCUUUUCCAGAAAAUAUGCUAUGGAAUAGCCCUCCCAGCCUUGAUUUUCUCGUCCUUCUUUCAGGCCCAUUUGGCAGGCAAAUACUGCUUGGUUCGUCUUCUUCGUGGAACUGAGCAUCUCCAGGAGAAUACCUUUAAGCACUGGUUUACUUGGAUUUCCAUGAUGGCAGUGGUGAUAAUAUUUGGAUUUGUGAUUGCCAGUGCCAUUCCGUUCUUUGAUGAUUUGUUGGCGCUUAUUGGUGCUUUACUUGUGGCUUGUAUGAGCGACGAUAAGGCUCUCGGAAAGAAUAUGACGAGAUCAGAGGCAUUUGCUUUGGAGCAGCGGAUUCGGAAUAUCUCCGAGAGUUUUCAAAAUGGUGGAAAUUCAGAGAAUGUCGAUGGUCUGGCCGAGGAAAGUCCCCAGAUCGAACAGAAUCUUCCCAAAAGACGAAAAGUUGAAAAAUCCGCCGUCAUCAGCGACGAUCUGGACUCCGAAACCAGCGAUAACGAAAAUCAUUAUAACGGGCUCAACACGCUUUUGUGCCUGGCUGUUUCGGAACACGGAAGCUCCCACGUAAGCGAGGAUAUUCGGGGAGAAAUCAGAAGAUACUCGCAUUCAUUGACACCGCAGGGUGCUCGAGAGACGUUUAUUGCCACGGAAAACUUGUCUUUGGGGAAAUUGGGCCGUGAUUUUUUGAAAAUGCAUCGGAAGAAUACCGUGAAAAACCGUGCCACCGAUAUCACCGCCUACGAUAUGGGUAUACUAAGAAGAGUGUCCAGACGGUAUUUUACCUGGAUCAGCAGUGCCUACCCUGUGAUGCACGAAAAGCAGUUUUACGAUAUGCUUGAGCUGUGCCAUAAUGAUCCGACCUCUGUAUCCAAGAUUGUUCUAACCCAGGUGAAAAUCGUCAUAGCCAUUGCCCUAGCAUCAAUCAGCAGACCUCAUCUUUCGACAUCAGAACUAGGCCACAGUUCGCAUGCUUUCUGGAAAUCUGCUACAAGAAUAUUGCCCAGAUCGGUUUCUGAAGCCCCCGGUUUGGUCCAGCUCCAGAUCUCCUUGCUUCUUCUCCAGUACACUUUGCUAGUUCCCAAGGCAGGAAACCUCUGGCAGUUGGCUGGAUCCGCCAUGAGGUGUGCUACAGAAUUGGGCUAUUAUGCUGAACCUACCCCAGGAAAAAACGUGGACCACUUGACCCUUGAUCUACGUCGCCGUUUAUUCUGGACAUGCUACUGUGUGGAUCGAACGCUUAGUACCAUUAUGGGGCGUCCUAGCAGCAUUCCAGACGACUGGAUCAGCACUGAAAUGCCUUCUUUAGUGGAAGAUUCACUUAUAUCGUCAGAAGGCGUCCAAGAAGGCCCUACUUGCCAUUUGAAAAUUGCCUUGAUUCACCAUGUUCACAUCUGCCGUUUGCAGCUGGAGAUCCACAGCAGACUCUAUGCUCCAUACCAUUCUUCCAGGGUCGACCAAGAGUCGCUUUCCAAGUGGACAUGGCACAUGUACGACCAUCUUCGAGCCUGGCGUCUGUCGCAUAUGUAUCCUACUCCAUUGAUCACUAAAGAAUGGACCGACUUUCAGUUCCAUAUAGCCGUGGUGCUUCUUUUGAGACCAUCGCCAAACCGACCAACUCCUACUUUUGAAGAACUUCAUGUUGCUUUCCACUCUGCUGGUCAGGCCAUGAGUCUAGUGAAAAUCAUGCAUCGAGAAGCUUCAGCUGUAUUUGCCUGGCUUACCGUCCAGAGUCUCUUCAUGUGUGGAUUGACGUAUAUCAAGUACCUUCGGACCUUGUGCAAUGGAAACGAAGCACGCUUGUGCAAGCCCUUUGUGGAGAUUAUUCUAGAGGUCCAGGCGUGCACUUCCAUGCUUGAAACGCUAUCUGCUUUGGACACUGGCGAUCACGAACAGAUACGAAACGUUUUCGAGCUUGUUUCUUCGAAUGUGCUUCAUGAACUUUCCAACUCAUGCAAUGUGACAAGCCAGUCCGGGAAAAACUGUGAGUGUAUUUGGGACCGUCUUGCAAAAACCCAGAACGACUCGACACCAAGACCUACAAAUAUCCAGGGCAGUCCGAUCGAAGUUCAAAGAGAAUCCAGCAUUGACUUCAUCACCAAACUACAGGAAAGAAACAGCAUGUUGGUGGAUGACGAACACUUUUACCAGCACGAUGUGGAUGCCAAUGCCACCUCUGGAUUUAUCCACUCUCGUAGGUAUGGAGGAGGAAUGACCAGCGACUCCCAAGGCGCCGUGGCCACCAGAUCGUGGAAAGACCAAAAUUCUUCUUCCACACAGAUUACAGAAAAAGAAGUCCCGAGAGACUUUUCCUACCUCGAAAGAGGAUACCCGUCCUACCCCAGUCCAGGCAUUUUCACUACACCGAUGCAAGACAGCCUUCUGACCGACAUGCCCAACAUUCCCGACGACACAAGUGCCGAUUUGGAGAGAUGGUUUCUAUACCCGAUUUAA